Molecule: messenger RNA, 2232 nt
Organism: Cyprinodon variegatus (sheepshead minnow)
Lineage: Eukaryota; Metazoa; Chordata; Actinopteri; Cyprinodontiformes; Cyprinodontidae
Product: la-related protein 4B-like
Exons: 14
Coding region: 17-1573 (518 amino acids)
Biological process (GO): positive regulation of translation
Cellular component (GO): cytosol; cytoplasmic stress granule
Molecular function (GO): mRNA 3'-UTR binding
Source: RefSeq, a predicted model, not a curated record
UGAAGAGGAGGUCUGGAUGGAUCCCAGCCUCAGCUUCCACGUCUCUGACCCGUCCUUCCAGCCCCCCGACGACCUGAGCCUUCAAGAGUUUGAAGAGAACGUGGUUCUGGGUAAAGAUGAUGCUGAAUAUCAGGAACAAUCGUCUAAAGCUCCCCUGGUUAACGAAGAACUCCCUGAGCCUCUGGUUACCGAUGAGAUCAGAGAACAACUGAGCAACAUUUUGGAGUCCUGUCUAACCAGGGAUUUUUUGAGCAGCGACCUUUACCUGAAGUCUCAGAUGGAUAACGACCACUACAUCCCCAUCUCCAUUCUGGCCACCCUGGAUAGGAUCAAGAACGUCACCACUGACCUGGAGCUGAUCUGUGAUAUCCUCAAAUCCAUUCCUCUGGCAGAGGUGGCUCCCUGUGGGCAGAAGGUUCGGCCCAGACAGAACCGCUGCAUUGUGAUCCUGCGUGAGAUUCCUGACACCACACCUCCAGAGGAGGUGGAGGCUCUGUUUGAAGGCGAAGACGUGCCAAAGGUUCUGAGCUGUGAGGCCGUGAAUAACAACUGGUUCCUCACAUUUAAAUCAGAAGCUGAUGCUGAACAGGCCUACAGGUACCUCAGAGAGGAAGUCUGCGUCUUCCAGGGGAAGCCCAUCAUGGCCAGGAUAAAGACCAAAACCAUACCCAUCGCCUCCCACGUUCCUAAAAACGUAUCAAUGCCCGUUCGGCUGGAGCCGUGCAGCAAACAUUACUGGUCCUACUUUCCACCGACAAUGUUCGACCCAUCCUGCCUUCAGCAGGCCUCCACACAGACUACGCUUGAGCCAACCCACCAGGAGUGGACCGGCGCUACAGAUGGAUACCAGGAGAUCACUGAGUUAGCGAUGGAUGGAUUUCCAGACCCUCCUACAUGCAGAAUGCAAACAGAACAAAAGCAGAGGAGAGGCUCCAGGUGUCUGAAAGAUGGACAUGGUGAGGAUUCACAACCCUCAGAGCAGCCGUCUGAAGGUUACGAUCCCUCUCCCUUCCAGAAGAAGGGACAUGGUUGGCAGAGAGGGAGGCUGCGUCAACAGAACCAGGGGAGGCGAUCAGAACCCAACAAACAGGUUCUAACGACUUUUUCUGACCAGGGAAGUUACAGGAGGAGAGGAACCUUCAGCCAGAGGAGGAGAGAGAUGCCAAAGUCCUGGGAAAGAACCAAACAAGCCUCUGAGCCGUCUCCUCCUCACGAGGCACCUCCUCUUCCUCCUGAGCUCAACCUGUCCAGCUUCCCUCUUCUUUCUACUACAAACGUUGCCACGGCUGCCCUAUUAAAGCCACUCCUGCCUGAGACAACUUCCAUGGGUCCGAUCACCUCAUCAUCAUCAUCACCACUUCCUCCUCCUUCAGUGUCUGAGGAGGGCGAUUCAAAGAUGACCUUCAAGGAGGAACCAGUUCAGCUCCCAGCAGAACCGGCAACGAAGCUGAAGAAACCCAGCUAUGCUGAGAUCUGCAAGAAUGCUGCGACCAAUUAUGCAGUGCCGCCUGCUGACUCCGCCCCCCAAGCAGAGAACCAGCUGUCUGAGCACCCUCUGUCUCUGAUGGAUUGAGAACAAAAAAAUGUGAGGGCAGCCGCUGUUUGGAACUUGAGAUUUGAGCUAAGCGCUCUGAAAACUGCUGAGAUGAAAUUGAUUCCAUUUUAAACAGUUCAAAUUUUAACUUUCCUCUGAAGUUUUUUCCAUUUUUUUUUCUCUUGUUUGGUUGUUGUUGUAAAUAAGCCAGAUGUUAUUUAUGGUUUAUUGUGAUGGUUUUCUGUUUUUGGAUGCCGGACCUCUGGUUCUGACAGAAUUUGUGUUUUUCAUUCUGAGUUGUUCUGUAGAUCCACUGUGUGCACAGACCAAUCAGACCCUUUCCAUGUUCAGAGGCUCCUUAAUGAAUAAACGCAACUGUAAAGCCUCAGCGUACUGUACUUAUAUAUAGUGCAUUUACAGGUCAGAGGACUUGACCAAAGUGCUCUACACUACAUUCACUCACACACUGAUGGUGGCGAGCUACAUUAUACGUAGCCACAGCUGCCCUGGGGCUCACUGACAGAAGCAUGGCUGCCAUACGCUGUUGCCACCAGGCCCUCUGACCACCAUCAUGAUGAAGGAGUUUUCUCUUCACUUGCAAUGUGGGUUAAGCGUCUUUCCCAAUGACAUGACAUUGAAAGCCGGAGCCAGGGCUUUAACCGACAACCCUCUGGUUAGUGGGCAAACUCCCACACCCC